Lachancea dasiensis is the source of this 753-nucleotide messenger RNA. NCBI's taxonomy places the organism in Eukaryota, Fungi, Ascomycota, Saccharomycetes, Saccharomycetales, Saccharomycetaceae. The record is from the annotation of a GenBank genome assembly.
AUGCCGCUAGUACACAUUCUCUCAGAUUUGUGCUCUAUAAGUCGUGAAAUAAACCUAGAAUGGGAUUGGAAACUGUUGUGCGAAAAGUUGACUCAAAUUAGUGGUGUGUUGCCUGCAGACAUGCUAUUCGAGAUUGAACUUCAGGAUGGUACCAAAAAAAGAGUGGAGAAAGCAGUUUCCAGAGCAGGUUCACUGCAACAAACACUGGGUCAAGCACCCCUUAUCAUCCGCAUUAUAGACACCAAUGAGAACUCGAUAGCAAACGAACUAGCUCAAGACCCAGCUUUCAACUCUGAAAACACCAGCGGUGAGGCACCCUCUGGGUUUACGCUUUCGGAAGACGACUACCAACAACGAUCAGAUUCUGUUUUACAAUGGAAGAAAAAUUGCGGACUGGGUAAGUUCGACCCGAACUAUCGCGCAAAGCUGGAAAAAGAUUUGACUUUCCAAGCUGACUGUGCAACAGACCUUGUGCUAAAUGAGCGUUGUCUGGUGAGCGCUAGUGACACCACAAGCGAAAGGAGAGGCUGGCUGCGAUAUGUAGGGAGCCUACCUGGGCCGCGAGGGGCGCAAGGCACUUGGUGUGGCGUAGAAUUCGAUGAACCCUGUGGAAAAAACGAUGGAACCCUCGACGGCCAUGUCUUAUUCGGUCCAGUGAAACCACAGUAUGGUGGGUUUGUAAAGCCCAGUAACGUUAAGACGUCAAGUGAAUAUCAGCCUAUUGAUGACUUUGCUUCUGACGACGAACUGUAG